CUCGAAACCAAUGGCUCUCACUCUCCCCCGCCACCUCCUCCCAUGGCGAAUUCCCAAUCCCCUUCUCCUCCUCUCCCAUUUCUUAAACCCUAGAACCCCUCUCCUCCCCUCCUCCUACUCCUCCCCCAAUACCCUGAUACGCCAAUCCAGAACCCUAAUCUCUCGCCUCUCCCCCUCAGAUAAAACCCUAGUUCUCACCGAAGAUGAGAGAAGCGCCUCAUCCAAAUCGGAGGAGGAUAAGGCCUCGCCGGAGUCGGCAACGAUCGCGGCGAUCGUCACUGCCUUGGGCGGCGGUGCGGCGCCGGUGGGGAUAGUUCGGCUCUCGGGUCCCACGGCGGUGGCGGUUGCGCGCCGCGUGUUUCGGCCUGCGAGGAGUUCGGCGAGGGGGCCUCGCGGAGUAUCGUGGAAGCCCAAAAGCCAUUUUGUAGAGUAUGGCUUCGCGUUGGAUCAAAAGGGCAAUGUUAUUGAUGAGGUUUUGGCCAUCCCUAUGUUGGCACCAAGAUCCUAUACCAGAGAAGAUGUUGUUGAGCUUCAGUGCCAUGGGAACGAUGUUUGCUUGCAGCGGGUGUUAAGAGCUUGCUUAGAAGCAGGGGCAAAGCUUGCAGAACCUGGCGAGUUCACUCUUCGUGCUUUUCUGAAUGGACGAUUGGACCUUUCUCAAGCAGAGAAUGUUGCAAAACUUAUUUCAGCCAAGUCGUUGGCUGCGGCAGACUCUGCAUUAGCUGGUAUACAGGGAGGCUUUUCUGCCAUAGUAAAAUCUUUGAGAGCUCAGUGCAUUGAGUUGCUUACAGAAAUAGAGGCUCGUUUAGACUUUGACGAUGAAAUGCCACCUUUAGACACCACAAUAUUGAUCAACAAAAUAAGUGAUAUGCGGCAUGAUGUGCAACAAGCAAUGGAUACUGCAAACUAUGAUAAACUCUUACAGUCAGGCUUACAGAUAGCGAUCAUUGGCAGGCCAAAUGUUGGAAAGUCAAGCCUCCUCAAUGCUUGGAGCAAAAGUGAGAGAGCAAUAGUAACUGAAGUCGCUGGAACUACGAGGGAUGUGAUAGAAGCAAAUGUCUCCAUUCAAGGCAUUCCUGUCACCCUUCUUGACACUGCUGGUAUCAGAGAGACCGAUGAUAUUGUAGAAAAAAUUGGUGUACAGCGAUCAGAAGCUGCUGCAUUGGCUGCUGACGUGAUUAUUAUGACAGUAAGUGCAGUUGAUGGAUGGACGGAAGAUGAUGCAAAACUUAUUGAGCACAUUCAGAUGAGUCAGAAACCUGCAGCUAUUGCAAUGCCCAUCAUUCUUGUUAUCAAUAAAGUGGAUUGCGCACCAUUUGUUUCGGUGGAAGAGUUUGGGAACAUUAGUAGCUCUUUCAACAAGCAUGUCUUGACAUGUGCUGUCACUGGUAAAGGCAUCCCUGAACUGGAGAAAGCAGUACUGGAGGUCCGAGGUCUUGAACCUACUGCUGUAGGGGGUCGCAGGUGGACUAUAAACCAGAGACAAUUUGAGCAGCUCCUACGCACCAAAGAAGCUUUUUCUAGAUUGAAUUUAUCAAUUACUGAGGAGUUGCCAAUGGACUUCUGGACUAUAGACUUACGGGAAGCAGCUUUGGCUCUUGGAGAGAUCACUGGGGAGGACAUAUCUGAAGAAGUCUUAACAAACAUUUUUGGCAAGUUCUGUAUUGGCAAAUGAAUGCGCUACUCUGGUCAGUUGCAGGUCCUUCGGAGGGUUCGUUACUUCAUGAUUCUGACAAAUCUCUUGAUGAGCUUGGAGCGAUAGAUGACCAUGCAUAACUCAGAUAACAAGUAGCUAUGAGGAUAAUACCAUCCGAAGACGCAGACAUUCUGUGAGAGAAAAAAAAGGUUGUCGGAGAAACAUUACUUCCAAGUGAGAUUGCGCACCAAAGUUAACCCAGCGUAUCAGAUGACUUGCAAACAUCUUAGAAGCAUUUCUUUAUGUUCUCUGAUAUCAUUGUAAUAUAGGCCUCAGUUUUCAAGUCAUAUAUAGUUAAGACUUUUGCUCCGUGCAUAAUGAAUGUUUUGUAUUUCAUCGGGUGAGAAUGGUUUGACCUUUUCCGUUGCUCUUCGGCCUGCCAAUUUCAAGUGUUAGUGAAAUAUUACCGAAUCUGCAGGAUGAAGGUCGAAGCGAUCUUUUGGUAUCUUAAAAAUUGCUUGCAAGCACGAAUACAGGAAUGGAUAAUGGAUAUUUGUAGUGAUAGUAGAAUGAAUGUAUGUGAAUUUUUCCAUCGCAUCUUCAAUGUGAAGUGUUGUAAAGCUACACUUCUCGUGUCUAAUAUUACGUAAUCUAUUGCUUAUCUA
Molecule: messenger RNA, 2301 nt
Organism: Ananas comosus (pineapple)
Lineage: Eukaryota; Viridiplantae; Streptophyta; Magnoliopsida; Poales; Bromeliaceae
Product: tRNA modification GTPase MnmE
Exons: 11
Coding region: 11-1675 (554 amino acids)
Biological process (GO): tRNA methylation; tRNA wobble uridine modification
Cellular component (GO): cytosol; cytoplasm
Molecular function (GO): GTPase activity; GTP binding; protein binding
Source: RefSeq, a predicted model, not a curated record